Messenger RNA from Prorocentrum cordatum, 316 nucleotides. The record is from the annotation of a GenBank genome assembly. NCBI's taxonomy places the organism in Eukaryota, Dinophyceae, Prorocentrales, Prorocentraceae.
GCUUGCGGCGCUUGGAGGCCCGCGCGCCUUGCGCCUACUUGGCGGGCCCAGCUGCGACCCGAGACCUUUGCGCCGCGCUGGGCCCGGCCUACAGGUGGGCGCCAGAGGACGCGAGCACGAGGGCUGGACAGGCGCCGCCGAACGAGAACCUCGGGCUGCUCUUCGAACCAGAAGAGUUUGUGACUGAGGUCCAGCGCCGGCUCCUAGUGCCCGUCUACGAGUCCGAGCACUACUGCCCUUGCUGCGACGGCGUGUGCGACAGGCUGCUCUCGGCGUGGCUCGGCUCGGCCAAGGGCGCGCGGCCCAUGCGCGCGAG